This is a messenger RNA of Saccharomyces kudriavzevii IFO 1802, 2502 nucleotides long. RefSeq names its product Sip4p (gene SIP4). Bases 1 to 2502 code for a protein of 833 amino acids. The transcript has a single exon. Gene Ontology annotation, biological process: positive regulation of transcription by RNA polymerase II. Lineage: Eukaryota; Fungi; Ascomycota; Saccharomycetes; Saccharomycetales; Saccharomycetaceae. Gene Ontology annotation, molecular function: DNA-binding transcription factor activity, RNA polymerase II-specific; zinc ion binding; sequence-specific DNA binding. The record is from RefSeq and is a predicted model, not a curated record.
AUGGUCAAGAGGAAAUAUGGCAGGUCUUAUUCCCUCGAUGACACGGAUUCUAGCAGCAACAAAGUGCUGAUAAUGCCUACUGGCCAAAGCACGUCCAAUGCUAUCACCGAUUUCUCCGUUAGGAAGGCACAUGCUUGUGAUAGAUGCAGGCUGAAAAAAAUCAAGUGCGAUGGUUUGAAGCCGAACUGUUCAAACUGUUCGAAAAUUGAUUUCCCUUGCAAGACGUCAGAUAAGCUAUCCAGAAGGGGUCUUCCCAAGGGGUAUACAGAACUGCUGGAAAAAGAAAUCGUGCGUUUGACGAAUAUGAACGCUAGUUUUGCCGCCAGCACUAACCUUAAUUUGCCAUUCAUUAACGACACGUUUUACUGUUUUGAUAAUUACAACAUUCAAUCUGUCAAUCAAAGAUUUCUGGGUCAUUUGACUUGGAAUAUUCUAACCAAUACUUUUCCCACUUCGAAAUCUGCCACUUUUUCAGACGGUCGCAAUCAAACUGACCUGCAAUUACAAUUGUUAACGGAUUUUUUGAAUCUAAAUAGCGAUUUUAAUCAUUUACCAAACUUUCUUCUUCUUAAAUAUAAUUAUAACCUACAGUUCCUGAAAAAUUUGUUAACAGUAGUUAUCAAAGAUUUUUUCAAAAGGCAGAAUUCCUUGCUACUACUAUUAUACCCUUCAAAUGCAUGGAAGAACUUGCUAUUGGACAAGAUCAAUUCAACGGCAACAACGGGCGAUUCAAUAACUCUACUAACUUUACUUUAUAUUAUUCAAUUCACUUGGUCUUGUUUUGAUGAUUUCAAGCUUUUUAAAAUCACAAAACUAAUCAUAUCACUAACUACCAAUAACACUUUAGACUUGAAGGUUUUGCAGUUGGUUAACUUAUCCAUUUUUUAUUUCAUGGGCGGCUCUAUUGAUUCCUGUAAAAACAAAAGCUCGCCGACAGCAAAUACAAGUGUAAAUUCCAUAAUAUGGACCAAUGACUUACUUAAUCUAAACUUCACAAAUAUAUUGAAUACAGGUUUGUAUAUAAAUCCCAAUAACCUAAUUUCCAUUGCUAACGGUAACAACAAUAGUAAAUCAAACGAAGAUGAUGAUAGAAUAGUGACAUUUUGGUGUUUCCAAUUUUUAAACUCAUGGUGGUCUUUAAUCCAAGGUUUACCGAAAUCAAAUUUUUUAGUUGAAGAGUUCCAACCAAAAUCAAUUUCGGUUUUAGAGAUUCCCAAGUUGAAGCCGUUUGAAAUCUUGCUAAACUCUAUCAUGAAUUCUCUGGAUGGGUGUAAUUUACUAAAGAUCACAUCGUUAGGCGUUUCAGACCCAAACUUCCAAUUUUUCCAGGACGAACUGGAAAAUUUUAAAAGAAAUUUAUUACUUUGGAAUCUUUACCACAAUCUAAGCGAUCAUGAUAACUUCCGAUUUUUAAUCUCAAGACAAAACACAAAGCUUACAACAAGUUUAUUAAUGGAAAAUUUAUCAAAUUUAAAUCAUAAACUUAAUCAACCUGAUUUUGUGGAAAUUCAAUUAACUUUAUUCUACCUGAGCUUAAAACUGAUAACUUUAAAGGAAGAUGGACAGGACUUGGAAAAAAAAGAAGAUGUUUCACUAGAAAUCUUGACCUUGUACUUUUUGAUUUUAACAGAUAAUUCGAAUAAUGAUGAUAAUCAACAGCUACAACCUCAGCAGCUCAAUCUCUACCACUUUACACCCUUCAAUAGCAUUGAUAUUAUCAGCUUAUGUUUGAAUAAUUUAAAUAGUUGGUCAACAUCGCAGAAAUACGAACAAGAUUCAGAUCAACGACAGUUAAAUGAGGCAAAGUUUGAGCGCUUUCAAAAUUUUUUGAAUCAUUGGUGUAUAAUAUGGUACUAUGACGAGCUUUGUACAAAUACUUUUCUACAAAUUCUUAAGGUCAAUUUCAGGUUGUUAGAUUUCAAAGUAAUUCAUUCUACGCAGCAAGAACAACAAGAACUGUCGAUCAGUUUGAACAAAUUGAGAUAUUUACAUUCAGUAUCCAGCUUUAACUCGGGUGCAGUCAAGUCGAACUCUACAUCAAAGGCUAAUACUCAGCUUAAUCUUUUACAACAUUCAAAUUCUAAUUUCCUAAAUGCGUCUUCAUACGACUUUAAUAAGAUUUUCAUGAAUAACUUUGAAAACUAUGACUAUGAGACGGACGAGGGUUAUGCGGAAGAUGACGAUGAAGAAGAUAGUGACAGUGAUAAUAGUCUGCCACUCGAGAUUCCCUUCAACAAAAAUAAAAAUAAACUCAAGAGUAAAAAUAAAGAAAUGCAACAAAGACUGUCUUUAUUUCAAAGUGGAGAUAACAAUCCCGUAAAUUUCAAUCCAAGCCCAAAUUCAGAUCCAAAUUCAAAUCUAAAUCCGGAUUCGUCAUCCACUGUAUCUACCAAAAAAAAAUUUCUAGAUCAUAUCAUUUUAGAUAACAGAGAAAUUACUAACAAUGCUGGCUCCAGUAAACAAAAAUACAAAAUUCAGAAUAUUUUGAAUUCCACCUUUUAG